AUGGGGCUGCUGCGAGCAGGGGGGAGUCGCCUCCAACUCGUGCCAGGGCAUGGACAUCAUCUCUCCAGGCCGCCGGCCAAAUGCUACCGGCUACCUCGCCUCUUUUUCUCUCCGCUCUCCACUUUCCCUUCUCCAGCCAGCGCAAGUUUGCAGAACGGACCCCCGGCUGGGGCGAACGGCGGCGCCGCCUCCGCUCGUAAGAGGAGGAUGAUGGUUUGUGAAUGCGAUACCGGCAGCGGGACCGUGGAGGAAACUUUUGAAUAUUCGGAUUCGGAGGGAGAGGACCUGAAUGGCGCCGGAGAGGCUGAGGGUCCUGGUGUUGCUUGGCGAGAAGCGAGCGCGGAGUCUCAAAGCAUUUGGGGGCAAGUGAAAGAGAUCGCAGCGUUCGCAGGGCCUGCUACGGGGUUGUGGGUGUGCGGGCCUCUAAUGAGCCUUAUCGAUACCAUGGUUAUCGGACAGGGGAGCUCCCUGGAACUCGCCGCCUUGGGUACUCUUCUACCUCGUUUUCUGUUUGGUGACCUUUUGCUCAGAGUCUGAGCAUUUGCGAUUUCAAUAUUUAACUGAUUAAUCUUCUGCAAUGGCCGGCUGGUUGCGGGAGCAGGUCCUGGCACCGUCAUCUGCGACUACCUCUCCUAUGCGUUCAUGUUCCUCUCCAUUGCCACCUCCAAUAUGGUCGCUACUUCGCUUGCCAAAAAGGUUGCUGGUUUGUGUUUGUCUUUAUGAUUAUGCCACUGAUUUUUGUAUCUUCGCCAUGUCAAGGAUAUGACUAUCCACGUGAAUGGUAAAUGAUAAGUGAAUUUAACUAUACGCGAAACAUGCUGUGUACCCUUGCCUCGGCUGGAGUUCAAUUUUAGAUGGAACUAUAGUUUUGACGGGGAGAUACCAAGUAAACAAUGCUUCCUUACGGGGAGGGUGGAAUGGUAGUAUCUGUCGCAUUUCGUUAGAAAUUUCAUACUUCUCCAAUUAUAUAUAUACGAUGCGGUUCAUGAAUGAAAAGGAAAUGUGAAAAAAGGGUAGAUAGUUUUUGUAUAAAACUGGGGCCAUGUUUCAGAAUGUUGCUAUGAAGCAACCAGUCUGAUGGCUGUUGGUGGGAGUUGACGAAAUCACUGAUGAGCAUUUCUUCUUCUUGUUCUUCUUUUCCUUUUCUCCUCAAUGUUCUCCUGUCCUCUUCCUGUUACUCCACUCCUUUUAGUUAAAAAUUACCAAUAUUGUUGGAAGUUGUCUGUUAAUCAUGCCUUCAAGUUCAUAUUACCUGUUGUCUUCGUUUUUCCUCUAUUUGCCAACCGAAACUCGAAAGGUGUGAUUGACAAUGUCACUCCUUCAAAAAUAUUAACCAAAUGAUUAACAGUUGCAUUGAUUCCACGAAACAGACGAUGGAAUGGGGGUUUAAUAAUUUUUUUUAUCAUUAGAAUUCAAAGUUUGCAUUUGCUUUCCAUUGGUUGUGAACACAACCUCUGGAUAUCUUUGAUGAUUGGUUCCAUUGAAUGAGAGGCAUUGUGUUAGCAUCUUGUUUCAUAGAUGCUUGCAAUAACAUUUUGGUGUUAGUUUGCUCCUUUUGUUGAAGGAUUCGUCAGUGGUCUACUUAAUUUGUGUUAUUUCUUGCCAUGGGCAACAGUUGUAACUAAUGAUCUAUUGACAUGCAGGAUAGAAAUUUAGCCCAGCAUCAGAUAUCUAUAUUGCUGUUUAUUGCUUUUGCCUGUGGCUUGGGAAUGCUCGUAUUUACAAAAUUCUUCAGUACACAAGUGUUGACCGGUAAGCAUCUAAUCUCUUGUUCUUUAGCUAUCUUCUAGCUGUGAACCUUGUAAAUGUCGUUCAGCAUUCAACAUAUUUUUGUCCAUCAAUAUCUUCAUGUGCUUCUUUUCUCCUACAGCAUAACAGAGUCUGCCUCUUAUCACUUCUAUUCAAUAAUAGUAUUACACUAUCUUCUGCCUAUUCUAUGAUAUUUUCUCACAUCUUACAGGUUCUAUUGCCAUUGGUCCUCGGAGAGCCUACUCUCUUAUCCGUUUUCUCUUCCUGUUCCUUCCCUUUUAUUUGUGAAACAACGUCAUACUCUUUUUGACAUAUUCCUUGUAUAAAUAUUAUUAUGAAUACUACGCUUAGUUUGAGAUAAUUUGAGCCAUGUUUCCUUUCAUACUGAAAAGUCUUUGGUAUUUUCUCUGACAGUUAUCUGUACACUGACUGUGUUUCAACUCGGAAGAGCACUUUUCGCUUAAUUUAUAUGUUUCUUUUUCCAUGCACAGCUUUUAUUGGUCCAGAGAAUUUUCACAUAGUACCUGCUGCAAGCACAUACGUUCAGGUUUUUUCUGUCAUCGUUUAGAUAUUAUGAUAUUUUAGCACUGCUCUGGAUUAUUAUUCUUCAUGAUUCAAUCUAUUGGCUAACUAUUUAGAUAACCCUUUUCAAUGGAUGGCCUUUUGAAUAAUUAAAUGCUAACUCUUAUACAGAUGUAUGUUUAUCUACACUAUAAAGUUACUAAAGGAAUGUCUUUUCCACAAUGCUAGUUGCUAUAUACUGUUAAGGGCGCCAAUAGUUCCAUACAGCUAGUCAUUUGUAGUUGUGGUCAUAAAAUGACUUCUUUUUGAGAACAUAUUUAUGAGCUGUAGAAAGAUCUUAGUUCUGAACAAUUCACAGCCACAAUUUUACAAGCAUCAAAACGGCCAUCAUGCGAGCUAAGAAACAUUCAAGGUUGUUUUUUUGCAUGAUGGUGUAUUUGAUGCCAAAAAAAUUAUUGCUACAUGGAUUGUUUAAACACUUGGUGCUUUGGCGUCAUGGAAGUCAAACAACUUCAGUAAUGUCAGUUGUAAUCUAAAUUUGCUACCCAUACUGACUUAGAUUAUAAGAUGUUGUGUAAAGGUGAAGUUAGAGUCAUAUGAUUACAAAAUAUAUCAGGUGAACAAGAUCAAGAUUUUUUUCGAAUUACCUAUUUGAGGUUCAACUUUCAUAAAAUAAAUGUCAUCUCAUAUAUUUUACUAUUUGGUAAGUUUUUUUAUUAAUUAGGCUUUUUCCUCAUUCUGCUCUAGAUUCGAGGACUUGCAUGGCCAGCAAUUCUUGUUGGGAUGGUAGCUCAAAGUGCUAGGUAAGAAUUACCUACCGUUUUCCUACUUCAUUUCCUUUCUCAUCUUUGAGAAAAGUGUUAUUCAUUUACGAGAUCCAAAGAUCUCUGAAAAUACUCCAUUAUUUCUGCGUUUCCACUAAAUGUUGACAAGAUUAUUUGAUGGAUAAUCAAUAGACUCACCAUGAAUGAUGAGAAACCUUUUAGAAACAAAAAGACGGUUCACAUCCAGCAACCUUUAGUAUGACUUUGCAAAUUGGUCAAUCUCCAAUUCUUGACCAUGACGUCAUAAAAUGCUCAUGUUGCCUCUAUAAUUCUACGAACAACAAAGUUGGGUUUUGUCACUUUCCAUUAUCAUGGGGUAAAAUAUGUAAUUUUCCUUAAACUGAGAUUAAACUUUCCUGAUUUCAUCUAAUCUGUUGCAAUCUACAUUCCGAAGAAAUACUUUCAUGUUUUCAGGCGCCUAUGUUUGUGAAAAAAAUUCCUCUAUUCCACUGUAUCAUGCAUCCUCCAUCUUUUGAUACUUCCAAAGAUGCGCCAACUGUCAAGAACCUUCCAUUUGAAUCCCAACACCUUACUAUCUGGCCCCAUUCAAACUUGUGCUAGAGAUUGUUGAAGCAUAGAAAAAUAUUUCCAUUUAAGCAACUGUGUAGUUCCUUCUAAAUUUAAAUAAUGCGGGACGUGUUAUAGGUGCUUCCUGGUUUGGGGUUCAUAAAAAGAAGGGAAACGUUCCUCAUGUUUGUGUAGUAAGGAAAGAUGUUGUUAGUUGAGUGAAUACUGGUGUACCAGGCAGUGUGGGAUUGCAACGAUAGAGCCAUCAUUAUGUAAACAAUAAAUGAUGACUUUAAAGGUAGAGAAAAGGAUUAUGGACUGAUUUCUGUGGAUCAGAGAAAAAUAAUUUGUAGAAAAUGAAGACUCCCAAGUUGCUUUUUGCUUCAACCGUGCAUAAUAUCAAUUUACUGGAAAAAAAUCAUUUGUUUUCUCCACAUUUUUUGUCGAAACUUCUAGAGUUAUAUUUGUAACUAUUGUAUUUCCUUGUGGCCAUUCAGUUUAGGGAUGAAAGACUCACUGGGACCAUUGAAGGCUUUAGCAGUAGCUAGUGCAGUGAACGGGUUUGGUGAUAUUCUUCUUUGUUGUGUUUUUAACUUUGGCAUUGCUGGUGCUGCCUGGGCAACGAUGGUAUCACAAGUAUGUCCGUAUCUUUUUAUCAACUUUUUACGUACAUUUAAAUCAAAUGAAUCUUAUUCCUGAUCUCAACACUGGCUUUCUGUUGUACCCUUUACUGCUUUAAAAGUAAAUUUUUUGGCAUGAUAUGCCCACUAUGUUAAUGGAGCAGGAGGAAAAGAGUUUUCUGUUCUCCAUGUCACUGUGUAUGCCUACUGAGUUUUCCCGAGAUUUUCGUGCAAUCUGUAUUAGUUUCAACAUCUCACCUUAUGAACUAGGUUAUCGCUGGAUAUAUGAUGGGGAGAGCGCUGAACAAGGCUGGCUUUAGUGCUUUUAAUCUGACUCUUCCGUCACCUGAGGAACUUCGGCAGAUUUUUGAGAUUGCCGCUCCAGUGUUUGUUACUAUGACAUCAAAGGUCUCUGAUAGUUCCUAAAUUUCCAUUUCUAUUUAUUUUGUCUUUGCUCCAACUUAUCUGAGGUCUUCCUUGUUUAGAUAGCGUUUUAUUCACUUCUUACAUACUUCGCGACAUCCAUGGGAACAAUAACAGUUGCAGCCCAUCAGGUGGAUUAUGCUUUCAGUUUGACGUCUCUUGCUUCCUGCUUUAAUUUAUCAUAAAGAGCUGACUUCUUUCUGUUGUGUCAUUAAAGGUCAUGAUUAAUGUAUAUUGCAUGUGUACUGUUUGGGGUGAGCCACUCUCACAAACUGCUCAGUCAUUUAUGCCCGAGUUGAUCCAUGGAAUUAAUCGGAAUUUGGCAAAGGUUUGUUUCUAUUGUUUAGGCAUUGAGUUAUGUUAUCUUUGGCUAUGCAUAUGCUUAUGUCUCGAGUGAUCAAAACUGAGUUAUCUAACUUUCUUUUGUUCCUUGAAACAUUACUUCUAACCAUGUUGAAUCAUGAUGAAUUCUAACUCGUAAGAAACAAUUUUUUGGUAAGAGAAACACCAUGCGAAUGCAUAUCCUAUUCAAGUUAACCAAAGAAUAGUGGCCAAAGCCUGGAUGAGAGGUUUAGGGAAGAUUGGCUUAAAACGUUUGAUGAGGGAACUGUGAAUAGGAACAACUGUGAGGACAAUAGAGCCUUAUCAUUGUGGCAGCAGGACAGCUUCCCCUGCGGUUUCGAUGCAUUUAUUGUCUUGAAAAAGGGCAUGUAAGUAGCGAUCACAUAAAAUAUUGUGCAUCACGAAGAAAAUUAUAAAUGAAUUCGAACAUAAAGGUUGCGUCCGACAUGGCAGUCAAAUAUGUAAUUGCUCAGCAUGUUAUGUACCUUCUGAUUUAGCUCUCUGAACCAAAGACACUUUGACGGUACACUAGACAUUUACAUUUGUAGGAAUUUGGUCAAUGAAUCCUCCAAGUAUGUAUUUAUAUUCACCCCACUACUUUGGAACUUCCAAUUAGUUGACUAGAUUCGUAUGAGGAAAGCAUGUCUAGCAUUGAGAGUGUUGAAAAAACGAGACAAGGGGGCUGGUCGGCGAGAAAUGAGAGAUGAGAAAACCAGUUGGCCGAGAAAAACAGUAAGACUACAAGGUGGCAAGAUGACCCGACAGCCAAGGGCGACCAAGAGAGGGAGAGAGAGAGAGGAACGAGAGAGGCAAGGGAAAACUAUUCUCAUCACUAUUAUGGCGGCUCCCUUAGAUUAAAGGGCGAGCUCCCCCAAUUAUAGCGGUUGAAAAAGAUAAAAAAACUAGACCAAUGACAUGAACUCUCUCCUUGAGGACGAAAAUGCCCUCGAGGAUAUAUUUCAAAUUAUUUUUGACAGAUAUCUAAUUAUCUAUCACAACAGAGAGUUCACUUCAAAGAUUGAGCUGCCAUAUAUUUAGUAUUCACUUGCUUGAUAUUCAGUUCUGUUUGAAUUGGCAUAAGAAACUCUGUGCUGCACAAAACUUUCAUUGAACUUCUUUCUAUAUGAAUCUGGCUUUUAAUAGUCUGGUUUCUGGUAGUUCUUAAGCAUGUUUGAUGGUUCAAUGGGUCAUUUGUCUUCACUAUUUAAUCAAAGAAGGCCUUUUUAUAGUGUUAAUGGUGUGUUAUAUCCAACCAGGCCCGAACAUUGUUACAGUCUCUUAUUAUCAUUGGAGCUUUGAGUGGAUUGACAUUGGGUGCUGUUGGAACAUCAGCACCUUGGUUUAUACCAUACAUUUUUACCAGUGACAGCAUGGUCAUUGGCGAGGUAGCCUUUCUUUCCUGGUUGUAUUCCCAUUUAUUUUUAAUGAUCCCAAAACUGAAUUUAGGUGGAAAAAUUAUCAUCUGUUCUUGAUAUAUUUGUGAUAAACGUUUAUUCCUUUUUCUGGCUGGAGCAAGUCCUAUUUUAUCGUUGUUAUCUUCUUACUUCUUUGACUUUUAGGGGGCAUAACGCUGCCUGUAUGUUGUGUUCUGUCAACUUUUACUGGAUCAGCCUCCAAGAGAAACUACUUCUACAAUACAUGGCCAUAAUUCUAAUAUCCACUGCAGUAUAAAUUGUUUGCACUUCCUGAGGCUUUUGGAUUGGGUUUAGCUUUAUCCAAGCCUAGCCCAUUGACUCUUUGUAAUGUUCCUCACCUUAUUUUACCUCUUGUUGUCUUGCAUCUCCUUCCACUAUUAUUUGGAGCCCAAUGGAAAAUGAAGAUGACUGGCAUCCUCUCCUUCCCCUUCAUCAUCGUCUUGCAUGCUUCUUCGUGUUCUUUCAUCUUUGCUAUUGCUCAGGUAGCCGAAUGGCGCAAGAAUGAUGCUCAAACAUAUUGCCAUUGGCCAAAGAAGGUGCCUAUUUUUUCAAAUGUCCAGAGGGGCCAGAAGUGUGAUCCGUAGAACUGGAAAGGAUGUAGCUCAUUCCAAUCCCAAUUGCCUUAUUCUGAAAUCUAUGGCUACAAAAUUCACCAUCUGAUUUCCCAUAAAAGAAUUUUUCCUAGUGAAAAACCCCCUCUUUUCCUAAAUAUGGAACCCUGGAAUUCAGAUUGUGUCGGAUAGUCUGUGCUCUCUGCUUGCCUGUGGGAAGACUCUCUGCUUAUCAUGUUUAACUCUGAAUUUUAUUUAUAUUAGCGAGGGGCAAGGACACAAAGUGAACACUAAUGAAAGCCUUUGGGCUUGAAUCAUUUCUGGGGGACUGGAAUCCCUCUUGCCAGUUCUUGUUGUGUACUGUCAAUCCCAUUCCUAUGUUCCAUAGCCACUCUUGAUUAGCAGACUGCAGCAAUAGUUGUCUUGUUCUGGGCAGUGGUUAUUUAUAAAUAUAACAAGUAUUCAAGCUACCUGUGCAAACACGUAUGGUGAGGUAGGGUUUAGAGUGCUUGUUCAUGGGGUAUAAUCACUUUCUCGAUCUGCAUGCCUAAUCAAUUUCGUGAACGUUGUUGGUGCUGAUUCCGUGCCUAUUUCUCCCUCGUACAAUGCAGAUGCACAAAGUGUUGCUCCCAUUUUUUAUUGCACUGGUAGUGACACCUCCAACGCACAGUCUCGAGGGAACAUUGCUGGUAAACUUUGGAUUAUCUUCCUUAAGUUUGCUUAUUUUCUGUAGUCUACUGUCUAUUUUUAUUUUUAUUUCUUUUGUAUCCGUGAACAAUUCAGGAGAUAAAUCUGUGAAUAUCCGAGCAAUAACAUGCUUCCUCCGUGAGAGAUUCUAAAUAGUAAUGUUAAAUUUAUUCAGACAUCAAUGCUGGGGUUUAACCCUAAUCUUUUUCGAGGAAUAUUAUCCUUCGCCAUGAAAUCUUGAAUGACCACUGUUAUACUCUAUCUUGCUGCAUAGAAAGUCAACGAAUUCUGUGGUAGCAGACCAUGUGGAAGUUUCCGUACUGUCUCGUAUAUUAUUUUCUAUGGUCCAUUAUAGACUUCCAAAAAAAAAUUUCUUUUUUUUUAAACUUCCAUUAUAGGAAGUCAACUAAAGAUUUCGAGAAUAAGAGUUGAAAAAAUAUUUUUUAUUCAAUUUUAUCUUCAUCCCCCGAUAUGAUAUUAUUGUGGCAUAGCAUGUAUGUAUAUAAACAAAACUGUCACAUAGAGAGAGAAGCUUAGAAGGAUAGAACCUAAUUAUGAUUGCUGCAUUUUUCCUUGCAUUAUCCUCAAAAAUCCUGCACACCUAAAAGCUUAAAAAAAAAAAUAAAAUUUGGAAGUCUAUAAUUUCUGGGAUAUUAAUUUUCCUUUUUUGGUAAAUUGAGAAAAAGUAAUGCUUGGUGGGUUUGUGAUUCCCUCCUUCUGAUCAUCUGUAGGCUGGAAGAGAUCUGAAGUUUCUCAGCCUGUCGAUGCUCACAUGCUUUUGCUUUGGUGGCCUUCUACUGGUAUGCUAUUUAUUUUCUCAUCCGCAGCCAUCUGUUCUUGAAUGUACAUAAAAUACAGAAAUAGAUAGAAAUAGAUAUUAACAUAUAUAUAUAUAUACUAUUUAUAGAGUGUACAGAGAGUUACUGAUAUAUGUUUGUGGUUGUCUCUCUCAGUCGGUCUUCGGCAGGGGCUUCGGGCUCCCCGGCUGCUGGUGGGCCCUUUCAGGAUUUCAAUGGGUAACGACAGCAUUUCAUGGUCUCCCGUCAGAGCUUCGAUUCCUCAAGUGCUUUCUAUUAGUAUUUCUUCAUGCGCUUUCAGGCCCGCUUCCUCCUGGCCGGGCGGAGGCUGACGUCUCCCAAGAGCGCGCUCUCGGAGGAGAAGUUCUACCAGCAGGAGCUCGUGAAGGCGAAGGCCGCUUAG
Messenger RNA from Spirodela intermedia, 8840 nucleotides. Lineage: Eukaryota; Viridiplantae; Streptophyta; Magnoliopsida; Alismatales; Araceae. The record is from the annotation of a GenBank genome assembly.